CGCGCCUUCGACCCGUACGCACGGCGCUCGUCCCGUGCUUUCGACAUCGCGAUUUAAAAUAAAAUAAAACGUGUUUUAGUGCUAAGUGCUAUGUAGUGUCAAUGUGAAUGCUAAGUGCUAGUGCUUUUCACCGAACAGUACAAAAUUAAACCUUCCCUCAGACUGGGACGAGAUGUCUCCUAAGCCGAAGCGACUGCCUGUCUGACCUUCUAACCCGCGAAGGGAAAACCAACCCAAUACAGAACAGCAAGACGUCAGGAGACGAUCAAGAAAAUAACCGUAUUUAGACACCGACACGCAACGGUUCAUUACAAUACAUCAGAGAGAAUUAAUGGGCUGCCAUUAAAAACGACCAGUCACGCUUGCACUGCCUCCGCAAUGACAACUAAAUAAAAAAAAAAUGUGAAAAAAAUGACGUGAAAAAAUAAAAAAAUAAUAACCGAAAAUGUUCGCCAAAUCGCACCGGUUUUGGGACAGAAGAAAGAGGAAAACUUCGCGAUGACAUUUCACCGGUUAAACGAUACGAUAAAAUAAUUCGGUAACGGUAAAACGCUUAGUAUAGAGCUUUUUUGUGUGUCGCCGGUCGUAGGUUAUACGGUUUUAUUUAUUUGCGCUUUUCUUUUCGGUAUAAUAACUUUAGUUUCUCACCGAUUUUCGUCCAAGAGCAAUAUUAGGUAAGGCCUUCAUAGCACGCGUUCGUAAAAAUAAUUUAAUAUUGACGCUUAUUUUUUUUUGUAAAUAACAUUUUUGAAAUUUCUCGUGUAAAAUUCGUCAUUUAAAUAUUCGGUAGAUUUUGUAUAGUUAAAAGUAACCUUCAGUCAAAUAAUGCGAUGCUUUCUGUAGUUACAGCGAAUAGUUCGGGAAAACGGGUAUUAAAACGUAACUCUGUAAAAAGCGUCUUCUGUAAAAAAGUAAUAGGAUAAUUAAAAAAAUAAAAUAUCUAAAAGAUUUGUAUUGAAAAAUAUAAUUCCGUUCCUAUAGGCAAUAUGUUUUUCAAUAAUUUAAACCGCGAUCAAAUGUUUUCGUAUUCGUAAUACGGGGCCAAAUAAAAUAUUUUCAAUUCCGAUUUUUUUAUAAAAAAAGUAGUUAGUUUCAAUUCUAAAUUUAAAAACCGGUUGCGUCAUUGCUAAAACCAAGAUGGUGACAAAUGUGACCGCUUUGGUGGCUCGGUCGACGAUGAGCGCCAACUUCAACGGUACGAAUACGACUCUGGGACUAAAUUCGACCUUUAUAGUCCCAACCUACAUGAGCCAAGAGGAAUUCCUCGCGCUGCAGAUGGGAAACGUUUCCGACGCAAACUCGACGUCGAACGAAACGGUCCCCGUGGUGCUGAAGACUUGGUAUCCAAGCGGAUACUCACCAGCUCACAUAAUAAUAGCAUCAGUGGUUGUGACAGUGUUAAUGAUUAUGGUUGUCGUUGGCAACAUGUUAGUUAUAAUCGCAAUAGUGACAGAGAAAGCUUUGAAGAACAUACAGAAUUGGUUCAUUGCGUCUUUGGCUGUGUCGGAUUUUUUUCUUGGACUUGUGAUAAUGCCGUUCUCAUUGGCUAACGAGCUGAUGGGGUACUGGAUCUUCGGGUUUUGGUGGUGUGAGAUACAUUCCGCAAUGGAUGUGCUGUUGUGUACCGCGUCCAUUAUGAAUUUGUGUCUUAUAUCGCUGGAUCGCUACUGGAGUAUCACGCAGGCCGUGGACUACCUAAAGAAGCGAACGCCUGCGCGUGCGGCGCUCAUGAUAGCGGCGGUGUGGCUGAUGAGCGCGUUAGUUUGUAUACCCCCCCUGCUGGGCUGGCGAGUCAGCAGGCCGCCGGAGCAGUUUCCACAGUGCAAGGUCUCCGAGGACAUUGGCUACGUGCUGUACUCUUCUCUGGGCAGCUUCUUCAUUCCGUCAUGCAUCAUGGUGUUCGUCUACAUCAGGAUAUACUACGCCGCCAAGGCAAGAGCGAGAAGGGGGAUCAGGAAAAACCCAAGGCCUAGACCUAAUGAACAGCAGACCAGUUUUAGCAAUCCCCCUAAGGGCACAAGACCUAUGCCUGCCACCCCUACAAUACCCAUGCCUGCUGGCAAUGACAGCAAUAGUUCUAUAAGGGACAACCCCAUAUCGACUAUAGAGGCGCAACAAGUGAUACCCACAGUCACUUGUGACCUUGCCUCGGACAUAUCGACCAGUGAAGCGGGAGACACCAUGCCUCCACCCAUGGAAGAGAGGAAAGACCACCUUAAGGUAGUAACAACAGCACAAGUCCAAAGAAACCUUCUGUCGACGUGUCCAUUGAGAAACUCAACGUUAUCCGUCAACGGAGAGUUGGAUGGACGGGGACGAGCGCCCAGUGUCGCUAUUGACACAGACAUGGUCUCCGAGAUGGAACCAUCAUCGUCAGACUCAGGAGUAGUCAGUCGUUGUGCCGUCGUCAAACCCUUAAAGCUAAGAAUCUUCAAGAAAACAGAGAACAGAAGACCAGAAAAGACUAAGCCCAGUAAAGCAGAACUCGAGCCUGCCUUACCAAAACAACAUAAGCCUAGAGACCCUGAAAGAGAAAAGAGGAGACUAGCAAGAAAGAAAGAGAAGAGAGCUACUUUAAUAUUAGGUUUAAUUAUGGGCAGUUUUAUCGCGUGUUGGCUGCCAUUUUUCUUUCUCUACGUCUUAUCAGCGGCGUGCAGAGCGUGCGUUAUACCAGCGAGCGCGUUCGCUAUCGCCUUCUGGCUUGGGUACAUGAACUCUGUCCUUAAUCCUGUAAUAUAUACAAUAUUUAACAAGGACUUCAGAAGAGCGUUCAGAAGGAUACUGUUCAAGUGAUGUUUAGCUUACCUGUGCUGUUAUCGAUGUGUCGCCAACAGGAUCAUGUUGGCUCAACAGAGAGCAGCACCAGGUCUUUACAAUGUACGUUAAUUCCACUUCUCAUUGGACUGCAUAAUUGUGCUUAUUGCGAUAAAUAGUACCUACAGUUACACGCUCCAUCUUUGGUUGGACAAUUUUGAGUGGCGUUAUAAUAUUAAGAUAUGCAUUAAUACAAUGAUAUGAUGACGAGAAAAAGUACGUAUAUUCUCUACUCUUUUCGUCCGCGAUGAUAUAGAUUUCUUCUGUACUGGCAACACUAAUUGUUAUCAGCCUAUACCCUAGCCUAGUUAUUGUUACAUGCCGUUGCGAAUGUUGCCACAUAAUAAAACUCGAUUACAAAUAAAACCUAAUUGAUAAAAAUAAUUGGAAUUAUAUAAAAGGAAUUGUAAAAAAUAAAUCACGUUACUCAAUUUUGUUGAGCCAAAGACGGAAAUAAUUCUAGUAGUGCGAUUCAAAAUUCGAUAUACAUAGUACGAGUUACGAGUAAAACUAACCAUUUUAAAAUCUUAGGCCAGCUUGUUCAUAUUUUUAUGCUUUUUGUAGAAUGAAUAGCAAAUCACUUCAUGAAAACUAAAUUGUAAAAUGGAAAAGUAAAAUUUAAUUCGAAUUGCAAAUGCAAAUUUAAAUUACAAUACAAAAAAAAUUCAUGUUAUGACUAAGUACUCAAAAAUUACAACAACACAUUUGAACAUUUUGGUGAAGUAAAAUAUGAAAUAAAUGGAUUCCAUGUAACAAAUAACAAUUUAAAUAUUUAAAAAUACCAAUUAA
Pectinophora gossypiella (pink bollworm) is the source of this 3603-nucleotide messenger RNA. It is a transcript of the gene Octalpha2R, whose product is annotated as alpha-2Db adrenergic receptor. Bases 1138 to 2793 code for a protein of 551 amino acids. The transcript is spliced from 9 exons. Gene Ontology annotation, biological process: adenylate cyclase-activating adrenergic receptor signaling pathway. The record is from RefSeq and is a predicted model, not a curated record. Gene Ontology annotation, molecular function: G protein-coupled amine receptor activity. NCBI's taxonomy places the organism in Eukaryota, Metazoa, Arthropoda, Insecta, Lepidoptera, Gelechiidae. Gene Ontology annotation, cellular component: membrane.